GGGACAGAGAAGACUUGACCAGAUGCCCCCUCCAGAGUUCUGACCUCACCCCCUGGAGCCUGAGGACUCUGCUCCCUGGGGUGGCUUCCAGUUCAGGCCGCCCCUGCCCGCGAUGGCUGUCCUUCCGCUACUCCUUUGCCUGCUACCGCUGGCCCCCGCCUCAUCUCCACCCCAGCCAGCCACAUCCAGCCCCUGUCCCCGCCGUUGCCGCUGCCAGACCCAGUCGCUGCCCCUCAGUGUGUUGUGCCCAGGGGCGGGCCUUCUGUUCGUUCCGCCAUCACUGGAUCGCCGCGCUGCGGAGCUGCGCCUGGCGGACAAUUUCAUCGCGGCAGUGCGUCGACGAGACCUGGCCAACAUGACGGGUCUGCUGCAUCUGAGCUUGUCUAGAAACACCAUCCGCCACGUGGCAGUUGGCGCCUUCGCCGACCUCCGUGCCCUGCGUGCCCUGCACCUAGAUGGCAAUAGACUGACCUCGCUGGGCGAGGGUCAGCUGCGCGGUUUAGUUAACUUGCGCCACCUUAUCCUGAGCAACAACCAGCUAGCAGCCCUGGCAGCUGGUGCCCUAGACGACUGUGCCGAGACCCUGGAGGACCUCGAUCUCUCUUAUAAUAACCUUGAGCAGCUGCCCUGGGAGGCUUUGGGUCGCCUGGGCAACGUCAACACGUUGGGCCUUGACCACAACUUGCUAGCUUCAGUGCCCGCUGGAGCCUUUUCCCGCCUGCACAAGUUGGCGCGACUGGACAUGACCUCCAACCGCCUAACCACCAUCCCCCCUGACCCACUCUUCUCCCGUCUGCCUCUUCUUGCCCGGCCUCGAGGUUCGCCAGCCUCUGCUCUGGUGCUCGCCUUCGGGGGAAACCCCCUCCACUGCAACUGUGAGCUGGUGUGGCUGCGACGCCUGGCUCGGGAGGAUGACCUCGAGGCCUGUGCCUCUCCACCUGCUCUAGGGGGCCGCUACUUCUGGGCCGUGGGAGAGGAGGAGUUUGUGUGUGAGCCACCCGUGGUGACCCACCGCUCACCUCCCCUGGCAGUGCCCGCAGGUCGACCAGCUGCCUUGCGUUGCCGGGCAGUAGGAGACCCAGAGCCACGAGUGCGUUGGGUAUCACCCCAGGGUCGGCUGCUGGGCAACUCCAGCCGUGCUCGUGCCUUCCCUAAUGGGACCCUGGAGCUACUGGUCACUGAGCCGGAAGAUGGUGGCACUUUCACUUGCAUUGCAGCUAAUGCCGCUGGCGAGGCCACUGCUGCUGUUGAGCUGACCGUGGGUCCCCCUCCACCCCCCCAGCUAGCCAAUAGCACCAGCUGUGACCCCCCGCGGGACGGGGAACCCGAUGCCCUCACCCCGCCCUCUGCGGCUUCUGCCUCCGCCAAAGUGGCGGACACCGUGGCCCCUACCGACCGUGGCGUCCAAGUGACUGAGCACGGGGCCACAGCAGCUCUUGUCCAGUGGCCAGAUCAACGGCCAGUCCCGGGCAUCCGCAUGUACCAGAUCCAGUACAACAGCUCGGCCGACGACAUCCUCGUCUACAGGAUGAUCCCAGCGGACAGUCGCUCCUUCCUGCUGACCGACCUGGCGUCGGGCCGUACCUAUGAUCUGUGUGUGCUCGCCGUCUAUGAGGACAGUGCCACCGGGCUGACAGCCACGAGGCCAGUGGGCUGCGCUCGGUUCUCCACGGAGCCUGCACUUCGGCCUUGUGCUGCACCGCACGCACCCUUCCUGGGCGGCACCAUGAUCAUCGUGCUGGGAGGUGUCAUCGUCGCUUCCGUUCUGGUCUUCAUCUUCGUGCUGCUUCUACGCUACAAGGUGCACGGAGGCCAGCCGCCCGGCAAGGCCAAGGCCGCUGCACCUGUCAGCAGCGUUUGCUCCCAGACCAACGGAGCCCUCGGCCCCGUGCCCAGCGCGCCUGCCCCUGAGCCUGCUGCACCCAGGGCCCAUACUGUGGUCCAAUUGGACUGUGAGCCCUGGGGGCCCAGUCACGAACCUGCAGGACCCUAGCCAAGGGCCCACCUCUACGGCUCCUCUGGCCCCAGGGACACUCCUUGGGACCUGGCCUCAGACUCACCAAAUUGCUCACGGUUUUUAAAACUCUGAUGGGGAGGGUGUCGGGGCACCGGGGCACAACAAGAAAGUCCUAUUUUUCUAA
Molecule: messenger RNA, 2141 nt
Organism: Apodemus sylvaticus (European woodmouse)
Lineage: Eukaryota; Metazoa; Chordata; Mammalia; Rodentia; Muridae
Gene: Lrfn3
Product: leucine rich repeat and fibronectin type III domain containing 3
Exons: 3
Coding region: 113-1993 (626 amino acids)
Molecular function (GO): protein binding
Source: RefSeq, a predicted model, not a curated record